CCUGGGCGCGUUUUGCCCCAAAACGCCCAACUUUUCACUUGUCUUUCCCGAAGCGAGGAUUCCCAGCAAAGCGGCCCUCUCAACAGAUUAAACCCCGUUUAAACUAGGUUAAGGUUGGGUGGUUAUUGUUUUUUUUUGAAACGCAGCCGACGCGCAAUGGGAUGGGCCCAAGCCUCUCUCUACGUGUACGGGCAUUAAACCAGGAUAUCGUGGCUCUCCUCCCCACGCGCAGCUGCUGCUUCGCUUCCCUUCCCUCCCCAAAGCAGCGGCCAGGUGAGCCGAGUUGUCUCGUUUGCGCGGCGCGCCGAGCGCAGCCUCCCAGGCCCGCCCCGCGGGAGAUUUAAACGCGCCUUCGGGCGAAAGGGCCCAUCCUCCGGCCGCGAUGGCGACUUUGAUGGACGAGGCCAUGGAGAGCUACGCUUAUCCCGCGUACAACCCUUAUUCCUACCGCUACCAGCCGCCCAAGAGCAAAGGAGGGCAGGGCGCCUGGCGGCACCACCACUAUCACCAGCAGCAGCAGCAGCAGCAGCAACGCAGCACCAGCAGCGGUUACUUCUCCGGCUACAGCGAAGCGGUGGCGGCGGCCGCGGCGGCCGAAUACUUCGACAACUACCAGCGGGCGCAGCUGAAGGCCAUCCUCUCGCAGGUCAACCCCAACCUGACGCCCCGGCUGCGCAAGGCCAACACCAAGGAGGUGGGAGUCCAGGUCAACCCGCGGCAGGACGCCUCGGUCCAGUGCUCGCUCGGGCCGCGGCCGCUGUUCUUUCGCGCCCGGGCCCGCGGCGGAGGAGGAGGAGGAGGAGGAGGCGGCGUCGAGCAGGAACAAGGCUGCCCGGUUAGCGGCGGCGCCGCGCGGCACGUGCGCUUCCCCCGGACCAUCGCCGUCUACUCGCCGGUGGCUUCCCGACGCCUCACCACUUUCGUGCCAGAAGCCGAGCCGUCGACGCCGCUCGCCGCUCGGCCCCCGGGCCUCGAGGGGGAGAUUGGCGCCGCCGCCGCCGCCGCCUGGCGCAAAGCCGAAGAGAGCGACGCCGAGGCCCGGGAGGGGAAGAAGUCGGCCUCGGUCCCCGACGGGGCGGGAGGUUCGCCGUCGAAGCCCCAAGCCGGCAGCGCGGCCGUGAAGGAGAAGGAGAAGGAGGAGGUGGAAGAAGAGGAGAAGGAGGAAAAGGAGGAAAAGUGGAAAGGCGAAGGCGGGAAAGCCGCCACCCCGCAACUGGCUCGGGAGGAAGGCGGGCCGAACAAGGCCCGUAUGCGCUUCCAGUUCCUGGAGCAGAAGUAUGGCUAUUACCACUGCAAGGAUUGCAAUAUUCGAUGGGAGAGUGCCUACGUCUGGUGCGUACAAGGCACGAACAAGGUUUACUUUAGGCAGUUCUGCCGAACUUGCCAGAAGUCUUACAACCCGUACCGGGUGGAGAAUAUUACCUGCCAAGGGGCGCUGUUCAUCUCCAUUUCAAAGCCGAAGAGCCAGCGCUGUCCGAAGACGUCUCCGUGGUCAUGUGGCCGGCAUGACUCAACGCCAGAGGCGCACGGAACGCUGUUACCUUCCCACCAAAGAGCUGCAAGCAAACCAGAUGUUCCUGCCCCGUAAAACAGCGCCAUGUGGAUCCCAAGAGACCUCAUCGUCAAGAUCUUUGCGGAAGAUGUAAAGGCAAACGGCUUUCGUGCGAUACCACCUUUAGUUUCAAAUAUAUUAUUUAAGGGAAGGACACGGUCAAAUUGUGCCGAGCAGAAAUUUUUGCUUGGAAGUAGGAGGCUGCCAGGAGUGGGAAGCCGAAAUACAAAUCAGGAUGGAACCAAACUCUACCUCUUUUUGUUAUCAUUGCGUUAAGGAGCAGGGGAAUCUGCUCGUUGUAUUCUGACAAACUAAAUUUUAUUUUGGUAUGGCAGAAGCAGUCAGAGCAAGCUCAGUCUUCGUUGUGCUUAAGUGGGAAGGAAACGGUCUUCUUAAUUUCUUCACAGGAGAAGCUGCUCUAGACAGAGAAUGCACUGUGAGUCAACCUCAGGCUAAAUAUGCACCUGUUACGAUAAUGUUUCACAGUGACAAUGGCCAAGGCAGGCAAGCAAACCUUAUGGAAAAAGUAUUAAUUGUGAUAGCACACACUGUCGAAAGAACUCGAGUGGGAUGGAAAAAGCAAUUACAAAUUGCCAGAAUUCAGAAGUUGUACUGCAGCACUGUGUUGUCUUCCAGCUGAGUAAAAUGACGUUAAUUGUUUGGGUGCCAGGUUUCAUAGGCAUUAUUAUGGAUGUGGAUAGAUGGGAGCAUGAUCUCAGCAGCACACCUGUGAAACUUUUUUUUUUUUUUGUUGGUCAGUAAUAAUGCAUCAUCUGAAGUUUAGA
Messenger RNA from Ahaetulla prasina, 2337 nucleotides. It is a transcript of the gene ZAR1, whose product is annotated as zygote arrest 1. Gene Ontology annotation, cellular component: cytoplasm. The transcript is spliced from 5 exons. Gene Ontology annotation, biological process: translation. Lineage: Eukaryota; Metazoa; Chordata; Lepidosauria; Squamata; Colubridae. The coding region runs from base 383 to 1588 and encodes 401 amino acids. Gene Ontology annotation, molecular function: mRNA base-pairing post-transcriptional repressor activity. The record is from RefSeq and is a predicted model, not a curated record.